AUGGGUGUCUUGGGCCCUUUGCCCAUCCUGGAUGUGGGGGGCCUCCUGCUCAACUGCAGCCCCAGCAUCAGCUUGGGCCGCAGCAAUUUGUGGCUUUUGAACCUCGUCUGCAACCCCAGCAUUGCGGCGGGUUUGGUCCGUGCCAAACUGAGCUGCAGCCCCAGCCUGGAGGGCUACAUCAACCUGAGCAGCAUCACCUUCAAGGUGCACCACGGCGCCAACCACAGCAUGAAGGAGGACUGCUGCGCCAACCCCAGCAUCAAGGAGGACCGCAACCCGAGCAAGGAGGACCGCUGCGCCAACCCCAGCAUCAAGGAGGACCACAACCCGAGCAAGGAGGACCGCUGCGGCAACCCCAGCAUCAAGGAGGACCACCUCGCCAACCCGAGCAAGGAGGACCGCUGCGCCAACCGGAGCAUCAAGGAGGACCGCCGCGCCAACCCGAGCAUCCAGGAGGACCGCAGCAUCAAGGAGGACCGCCUCGCCAACCGGAGCAUCAAGGAGGACCGCCGCGCCAACCCGAGCAUCCAGGAGGACCGCGCCAAACUGAGCAUCAAGGAGGACCACCUCGCCAACCGGAGCAUCAAGGAGGACCGCGCCAACCCGAGCAUCAAGGAGGACCGCUGCGCCAGCCCCAGCAUCAAGGAGGACCACCUCGCCAACCGGAGCAUCAAGGAGGACCGCCACGCCAACCGGAGCAUCAAGGAGGACCUUUGCGCCAACCCGAGCAAGGAGGACCGCCGCGCCAACACGAGCCGCAAGCAGGACCACAUCAGCGCCAGCAUCGCGGAGACCAACCGGAGCCCCAGCAACAUGAACCGAUGCAUCACGGGCCUCCCGGUUCAUUGCAAUCUGAGUGGCAUCAAGCUGGCCAGCCGGCUCAUCAAGCCGCUUCGCCUCAUGCAGAUCAUCGGCCCGAUGGAGCACGCCCAAAACAUGCACAUGGAGUGCCUGAACCCCUUGAGCCACCUCGGAGCUACAAAGGCCCUUUUCAGGGCCCGCCUGUUCACCCAGCUGAGACGAGGAGCCCUGCAGAACCAGCACGCAAAGCGCCAACUGAGUGGCACGGACAAGCGCCUCCGCAAACAAAAGCGAGGCAUCGAAUCUUUUGCUGCGGUGGCGCAGGGCAAUUGCAUGGCCUGCAGGUGCUCAAUGCUAUGCUUUUUGAUUGCUGUGACUGGCUCCACAUUUGCGUUGGAGCAGCCCAGAUCAUCUUUACUGUUUCAGUACAGCCGCAUGCAAUUCCUGGCCUGUUCCGUUCCAGUCUGGCGCAUAGCCUUUUGGAUGGGCACUUUUGGAUCCAAAACACCAAAGAGGUCCUUGGUAUGGAGUAAUGCCGGUGGUAUCGGUGCCCUCUUCAGCUCUGCCCUGCUGAAUCCCAAGACCUUCAAGAAGGAUCCGAACUUUCGGCCAACGAUCAAGUAUGUCAACAAGCAAGGCAAGUCUUCCUGGCAAGGAACCAAGCAGCUCACGGAAACUGGGAAGUAUCCCAAAGCUUUUGGCCGCCGCAUUAGAUAUAUGUUUGAAACUGGGCAGCUGAAGCCAAAUGGCGAGUUUCCACUUCACGCCUCUGAGUCAGAGGCGCAAGAGGCGUUUGCUAGGGCGGGUUAUUCUGAUAUGUGCGAAGAUGGUAAUCUUCUACAGGUUGCGCGCUACCUGCGCCAGUGCAAAGGGCUUAAGGUGCCCGAAGAGUGGCGCUGCUUGCUACCUGACAAGCUUUGA
Messenger RNA from Effrenium voratum, 1722 nucleotides. NCBI's taxonomy places the organism in Eukaryota, Dinophyceae, Suessiales, Symbiodiniaceae. The record is from the annotation of a GenBank genome assembly.